Molecule: messenger RNA, 750 nt
Organism: Cylicostephanus goldi
Lineage: Eukaryota; Metazoa; Nematoda; Chromadorea; Rhabditida; Strongylidae
Source: the annotation of a GenBank genome assembly
AGAUACUGGCAGGCUACGUAUCCUCAUCUGCUGUGCACUACUAGGCAAAAAGGACGACAGUCAACACAUAAUUCUUUCCAGGACCUUUCGCCCUCGAAUGCUACAAGUGACAAGUCAAAUGGGAAAAGACCGAUUUUCUACUUUCAUAUCAAAGCUACGAUGUUCAGCCCUUCUGGAAGUUUUGCAACGGCUCACAAUUUGUCGCUUCCGUUCACCAUAGCAACUCGGAGAAAUCAGGACUGUCAAGUGCAAAGAAUGAUGUCGUCCUAUACUGCUACCAUAUUUUGGCUAUAUGGUUCUAACCACCAAGAAGGACUUCUUCUUCAGUGGGUUGAUACAGGCAUGCACUGGGAACAAUUCAAACAUUUAUACAAACAGCACUUCAAAGUGAAUGCCGGUGUACAAAGAGGUUUGAUCGAUGGCGAUUUUGAACUAUUGAAAUACAAGCUACAAUGCCCCGAUUGUCAGUCGGGUGAGAGUGCGAAUAUCAAUGGCAUUCAGCAACGCGUAACAUUCAAGAAUGUCCUAUGCCCUCAUUUGCGAUACGAAUGUGGUAGCACGAAUGUACGAUUCUCGGUCUGGCGUGGAAUGCUUGAAUUGUUGCAAAUUUUCCAUGAUACAAGGAAUAAUGUGCGAAAAUUAUGGGAAAUGGGAUUGCUUCUGGGAUUUCUUGAAUUUGAUGAGGUAGCGAAAAGAAAUUUGAUCGACAAGGUUACAGUAUGCUUUAACGUUUUUUUGUGGAAAAAAUAA